AUUUCAACCAAUGGCAGCACGCAUGCGACUCUUUUAGCCAAUGACGAACGUGUCUGAGUGCGCAGUCCGUUGGACGACGACGACCAUGGACCGGAGCUGUGUCCUCUUCGCUCCAACAAACUUUUAGCGUUUAGUUUCGACACGGACACGAACGGAGUGAGGCGGGGGAGCUGCUCAGAGCAGUAAUGGGGGAGAUUGAUGGUUCAUACCGGGUCCUGCAGACCCCUGGCACAAGGCUGGGAGCCCAGUUCAAUGCUGGUAUCAGCACUUUGGAGCCGGGCCAGAGCCUGAGUGCCAACAUGAUCAGCGGGAGCAAAAGCCAUGGGCGAGGACUACACAUCCGUGUGCAGGGGCUGGACGACUCCCAGGAGUUCUUUGAUAUAGACCCAAAGGCUCCUGCACAGACCCUCCUCUCUGAGGUUUUUCUUAGAGGCAACCUCAUGGAGAGUGAUUACUUUGGCCUGGAGUUUCAGAACAUGCAAAUGAACUGGGUUUGGCUGGAACCUAUAAAACCCGUUGCAAAACAAGUCAGAAGACCAUCAAAUACGCUAUUUAGACUGUCAGUGAAAUUCUUUCCUCCAGACCCCGGUCAGCUGCAGGAGGAGUACACGAGGUAUUUAUUCUCGCUGCAGAUGAAACGAGAUCUGAUGGAGGGCAGGUUGAUCUGCACAGAAAAUACUGGAGCCCUGCUGGCCUCUCACCUCGUCCAGUCGGAGAUUGGCGACUAUGAUGAUGUAGCAGACAGGGACUUCCUGAGGGUAAACAAGCUGUUGCCUUACCAAGAGAAGGUGCAGGAGAGGAUCAUGGAGCUGCACCGCAGACACCUAGGCCAGACUCCAGCUGAAUCAGAUUUCCAAAUCCUGGAGAUUGCCCGUAAACUGGAAAUGUACGGCGUCCGCUUCCACCCAGCAGCUGACCGGGAAGGCACCAAAAUUAACCUGGCUGUUUCUCAUAUGGGCCUCCAGGUUUUUCAGGGCAACACAAAAAUAAACACCUUCAACUGGUCCAAGAUCCGCAAACUGAGCUUCAAGAGAAAACGCUUCUUGAUCAAACUCCACCCAGAGGUUCAUGGCCCCCAUCAGGACACUCUUGAGUUUAUGAUGGCCAGUCGAGACCAGUGUAAAAUCUUUUGGAAGAUCUGUGUGGAAUACCACUCAUUUUUCCGUUUAUUUGACCAACCACAACCCAAAUCCAAAGCUAUCCUCUUCACCAGAGGCUCUUCCUUCAGAUACAGUGGAAGGACCCAGAAGCAGCUUGUGGAGUACGUCAGGGAAAAUGGAGCAAAGAGAACGCCAUACCAGAGGAGGAACAGUAAAAUACGAAUGUCUGCUCGCUCCGUAGCCACAGAUGUGCCAAAACAGAGCCUGUCAUUCAAUGACAGUCUCAGGGCCCAAGGCUCUCCUUCCUCCGCUACUGUGUCCUUCUACCCAGCGCACAUUUCAAGCAUUCUCCCGCGAACAGAAUUCCCACCCCAGCCUCAGCCUUUGUCCACACUGAGCCAGUCUCCAGCGCCUUCCCAGCAGCAGCAGCAGCAGCAGCAGCUUCACUCCCCUCUGCAAGCUACCAGAGCCCCCAGCCCUCCGAUGGAAGAACCUGUCAAGGCAGCUUCCCCAUCUCACUUCACUUUUCAAGAUUCAGUCGUGGACAGCCCUCAGCUCUCACCCUACAACCCCAAAGGUCCCCUCUGCCUGUCGCCCUCCUUCCAGAUGUCGACCCUCAGCCUGCCGGGCCAGGCCCCGUCGCCACUGCAAAGCCCCAUCCUGAGCGAGGUGGGCAGCAAUGCCAGGCUAGAGGAGGAGGAGGAGGGCAGGAGGAAGCGCUAUCCCACCGACAAGGCCUACUUCAUUGCCAAAGAGAUUCUGACCACAGAGCGAACGUACCUGAAAGACCUCGAGGUCAUCACUGUGUGGUUCCGCAGCGCUGUGAUCAAAGAAAACGCCAUGCCCGAAGGCCUGAUGACCCUCCUCUUCUCCAACAUCGACCCCAUCUACGAGUUCCAUCGAGGCUUCCUCAAGGAGUUAGACCAGAGGCUGGCUCUCUGGGAGGGACGCUCUAAUGCUCACGUCAAAGGAGACUACCAGAGGAUUGGUGAUGUGAUGCUGAGGAACAUGUGUGCUCUAAAGGAAUUCACCAGCUACCUGCAGAAGCAUGAUGAGGUGUUAACAGAGCUGGAGAAAGCCACAAAGAGGCUGAAGAAGCUGGAGACGGUCUACAAAGAGUUUGAACUGCAGAAGGUCUGCUACCUGCCCCUCAACACAUUCCUGCUGAAGCCCAUCCAGCGCCUCAUGCAUUACAAACUCAUCCUGGAGCGACUGUGCAAGCAUUAUUCUCCCAGCCACCGCGAUCAUGACGACUGCAAGGAGGCUCUGAAGGAAGUGGCAGAGAUCGCCACUCAGCUCCAGAGCAGUCUCAUCCGGCUGGAGAAUUUCCAGAAGCUGACGGAGCUGCAGAGAGACCUGAUCGGUAUAGAGAACUUGACGGCACCCGGCAGGGAGUUUAUUCGAGAGGGCUGUCUGUACAAGCUUACCAAGAAAGGACUGCAGCAGAGAAUGUUUUUCCUGUUCUCAGACAUGCUCCUCUACACGAGCAAAGGUGUGACAGCCACCAAUCAGUUCAAAGUGCACGGCCAGCUGCCUCUUCACGGCAUGAUAGUCGAGGAAAGUGAGAAUGAGUGGUCGGUCCCCCACUGCUUCACCAUCUACUCUGCUCAGAGGACCAUUGUAGUGGCUGCCAGCUCUAAAGUGGAGAUGGGGAAGUGGAUUGAGGAUCUGAACUUAGCAAUCGAAAUGUCCAAGAAGUCCCAAGAGAAAUCCAGCAUCUUCCUUGAACCUGGAUUUGGCGAUCACUCCAACCGAUCGUCCGACGAGGUCUCUCUGGAGCAGGAGUCGGAGGAUGACAUGAACUCCUCCCGUACUUCUCUGGAUAAGCAGACACACCACCGUGCCAACACGACCAUGCACGUGUGCUGGCACCGCAACACCAGUGUGUCUAUGUCUGAUCACAGUCUGGCUGUGGAGGUACUCCUCCUCUCUUUUUGUCUCUUCACCCUCUCAGUCUUCGGCUCUCCGGCCGUCUCACCAGAGCUCCCUCCUCGCUAUCUCCUCGGUCAGGGCCAAAGACCCAACACCAUCACUCACGUUUGUUGGUACCGAAACCAGAACCUCUCUCUCACUGAUUACCUGCGCAUGAACCAGAACCAGCUCUCAGGUUACCUCCUGAGGAAGUUCAAGAACAGUAACGGCUGGCAGAAACUCUGGGUUGUUUUCACCAACUUCUGCUUGUUCUUCUACAAGACUCACCAGGACGACUUCCCGCUGGCCAGCCUCCCCCUGCUCGGCUACACGGUCAGCACCCCUGAAGAGUCGGACAGCAUCCACAAGGAGUACGUCUUCAAGCUGCAGUUCAAGUCCCAUGUUUACUUCUUCCGGGCUGAAAGCGAGUACACCUUUGAAAGAUGGAUGGAGGUGAUCAAGAGUGCAGCUAGCACCGCAGGCCGGAUGAGCCUGCUCAUACCCAAAGGAGGUCCCAUGGAGCUGAACGGGAACUGAAUCAGACAUCGUGUAUCCGGAGGCUGGGCCUCCAGGACGUCAGAAAGACUGUAAUGUUCAGGUGAAGUGAAGUGAACGUUCAGACAACAACUGGACUGAACGAUGCUGCCAGUUUAAGUGUUAACAUUUCUCAGCUUAAGGAUUAAAUUCUAAUGGUCAGUGCAUUUUUUUUUUCUUUCUUUCUUUCCUUGAUUAAUGAUGUAAACUUUUGUUCCUGUACACAGGAUAUAAUGAAAGGGAGACGUGUAUAUUUUGAUCAGUUUUUUGCAUGCGUAGCGCUCAGUUCAUAUUUGCUGAUGGGAAAUAUUGUUAUAAGGGACCAACUCCAACACAAAGGGCUGAAACUGAGGCUUUUUUCUUGAAGGAAUUUUUUUUUUUUUUUUUAGCGCACGAUGACAGAAGCAUUAUUGUACACAGCGCUGUGCUAUGAGCAGGACACAGAUGAUUUACAGUACGUGGGAAAUGAAGGCACAGGAUAGUUUGUACUUUGAAAGAGGCAGAGGUGUGUGUGUGUGUGUGUGAGGGAGAUGGAGGUGAGCAGAAGGUUCAUGGAAUGUGGAAAGUAAAUUUUGCAGAUGCAUGGGAAGUUCUUAGAAAAUCGUGCUGCUGUCAAAACAAGUGAUUUUUGCUUUCAGACAUUUCGUUAAGUGCAUAUUUCUGAGGGUUUUUAGGGAUAAACCUUUAAGAACUAUUCGUAUAAACAGUAUUCAUUUCUUAAAUGCUAUCCGAGGCUUUAUGAGCCUGUUAAUUGAGGGAUGCAGAUGUUUAAAAAGGGAGGUUUUCUGCUUAAAUCUCCUGAGUAGUUACAGCCAGUUUGGUGCUACAUUUCUCUUUUAAUAUCAAAUGUAAUCAAAUGUACCCUGUUUUUAUUAUCGCUUAGGGAUAACAACUUGAGGAAAUACUGUGUAGUGUUUACUCUGUGUACAAGUGGCAGAUUUUCCUUCUAAAAAAACAAAAGCAAAACCAGAAGAACAUAUUUUUGAAUUAAUUGUACUUGGUGACUUCUUGCUGUGUGUCACACUGUUUUAGACAAAUGGAAGCUGACUUACGAGAGACACCGAUGACACUUAUUGUCAGUUAUGUAGCGCUACGUGCAACCACGGUAUUAUUUUGUUGUUUGUUUUUUUUGUAUGAAGACUGGAAUCUUUACCCUCUGUGUGUGUGUGGUGUGUGUGUGUGUGUGUCUGCAUUUGUGUGUGUGUGUGUGUGUGUGUGUGUGUGGAGAAGCCACUGUGGCUGUAACAUUAGGGCGAUGAUGGAGGUCGUUUCCAAACCAUCUGACAUUCUGUGUGUGUAAGAGUGACUGUUGCACAGUUAACAUACAGUAUGUUACUCCUAUUUAUUGUCUAGCAGGUCGUCGGGCUGUGUUCCCUGGACGCCCUCAUGUAGUCCUCAUGUUAUUCCAUCAACAACCUAACAAAUAAAAAUCAUUUCAAUCACA
Molecule: messenger RNA, 4989 nt
Organism: Acanthopagrus latus (yellowfin seabream)
Lineage: Eukaryota; Metazoa; Chordata; Actinopteri; Spariformes; Sparidae
Gene: farp2
Product: FERM, RhoGEF and pleckstrin domain protein 2
Exons: 28
Coding region: 186-3548 (1120 amino acids)
Cellular component (GO): cytoskeleton
Molecular function (GO): cytoskeletal protein binding; guanyl-nucleotide exchange factor activity
Source: RefSeq, a predicted model, not a curated record